CCGCGCAGUCAGUACGACUUCGCUGCUGAAAGUGUGUGGUUGUGUACCGACCGUUAAAAUCGUUCUCUGAUCAAACGCUGUUGUUAAACAAACGAUCCCACCUAUUUAUACGAUCUAAUUCUGUGCCCUUUGAUGACGGUAAUGAUUUGUGUUUACGUAUAUAAAAUGUAAGAUUGUUCUUGCUUGUGUUUUACAAUAUAGUGAUGGAUUUUGUGUUGUGAUUAUUGAAAUGGAAUAGUGCAUUUUUAACACGGUAAAAGCAGAGACAAAAUUAGUGAUGUGAAACGAUUUUAUCGUACAAACAUGUGACGAUGACAAACUCGAUAGUGUGUCGAUUUGUGUUUGCGUAACACUAGUGAUGUGCCGAUGUCGAUAAUGAGUGUGCCGCGGUCGCAACUAGUGCUGCUCUUCAUGCUAUUACAUUAUAAUGUCGAUAGUCAACAAGAGGUGCUUAUCGAGGAGUCGCUGGAAGUUGAAUCACUACACGCGCCUACCGGCGGGACUGUUGAACUACCUUGUGACGUGCGGCCAGCCCAGCCUGAAGACCGAGUCGGAUUGGUCAUCUGGUACAAGCAGGGACACGAAUCUCCUAUAUACUCUUUGGAUACACGAGAAGGCGUGACGUCACAUUGGUCGGAUCCCGCCAUCUUGGGACCGAGAGCAUCAUUCAGGACUAAUAACACUCCAGCUGUGCUUGUACUUACCAGGUUGAGGGCUGAAGACAGCGGUCAGUACAGAUGUCGAGUGGACUUCAUCAAAUCACAAACAAAGAACACAAGACUCAAUCUUACCGUACUUAUACCACCAGACAGACUGUUAAUAAUAAAUCAAGAAGGUAAGGAAGUGGAGGGCGAUGUCUUAGGCCCUUAUGACGAGGAUACGACGGUCAAUCUCACAUGCAUCGCUGUUGGUGGUCGUCCUACCGCUCGGGUCUCGUGGUGGAAAUCACACGCGUUACUCGACAACUCCGAAGGCAAGGCUAAAGUGUCGCUAAAUUUACACAGAUCUGACUACGGGACUGAAAUUACUUGUCAGGCUGUGACGGACCCUUCAAUAACGCCAUUAUCUCGCACGCUGUCUGUCGACAUGAACUCGCUGGUGGCGGGGCGAAGCGCGGCCCUCACCUGCCAAGUGGUGGGGGCCCGACCUGCACCCACCAUCUCCUGGUGGAAAGGACCCACAAAAAUGAAUACUGUCACACAAACGACGGCAUUGGAUGGUAACAUAACGAACAGCGUGUUAACAUUUACGCCAAGUGUUGAAGACAGUGGUCGAGCGCUGUCUUGCCGCGUGGUGCAGCCAACACUGGCACAAUCCACGAGAGAAGACGGUUGGAAACUGGAGAUACAAUAUUUGCCGGUAGUGAAACUAAGUAUCGGAGCUAACAUUAACCCUGACAAAGUUAUAGAAGGUUCUGAUGUAUAUUUGGAUUGCCAAGUGCGCACCAACCCUUGGCACAGUCAUGUUUCCUUUACACAUAACGGUGUAUUAGUGAAGCCUGGUGUCGGCGUGCUCUUAGCGAAUCAGAGCUUAGUGCUGCAGCACGUACCGCGCGCGGCCGCCGGCGCGUACAUCUGCGCUGCUAGGAAUGCACUGGGAGAUGGACAUAGUGAGCCGCUAAUGCUUGAUGUUAAAUAUGCACCGACAUGCAAGUCGCGCGAGGCGGGGGUAGUGCGCGCGGCGCGGGGCGAGGUCGUAGCUAUACGAUGCGAAUUGGACGCAAAUCCUAAGAAACCAAUGACAUAUCGAUGGUGGUUUAAUAGUUCUACACACAGCAAGAAGGAACUCAAAACUUCGAUUAUGCACUCGCCUUAUGAUGAAUUAGGUACCUUUCAAUACGUAGUAAAUAGUUCAGAAGACUACGGGUGGGUGCAAUGUUCGGGACAAAACUCCAUCGGUUCACAAAUUGAACCUUGUUUAUUCCAGAUAUUACCGGCUGAAAAACCAUCAAGUGUUAAAAACUGCGAAGUAAGGAAUGUGACUUACGACUCGUUGUUAGUAAACUGCACUCCGGGUUACGACGGCGGAGUUAAACAGACGUUUAUCUUAGAGAUAUACGACACGGAGUCCAGUUUAAUAUUACGUAACAUCACAAAGGAGUUGCCCACAUUCGAAGUAUCGGAGUUAUUUGCUCGCGCUGCGCUAACUCUGUCCAUACGAGCUAGCAACACUAAAGGCUCCAGUGAUGCGUUUAUUCUCACAUGUAACCUUCUUAAAUAUCCUGAGAGAAGAACUGUUGGUAACUCACCAGCGGUGGUACCAGUACGUGUGGAGUUGACCACUCUGCUAGUAACGGUGCUGGUGGGUGGUGGUCUACUGGCGGUGGCCGCUGCCGUCUGCGCCACUAUGUGCUACUGCAAAUAUUUCAACAAUAAAGAAAAUAAUGAAAAAGCCAAGAGGCCUCAAGACGAGACCUCCGACGUUCUACUGUCCGGUAUGAAAAAGACUGAAAGUAAUGAUAGCGUAGAUAAAAACCCAGACAUAAUACCAAUAAAAUCUAAAAUCAACGACAACUUUUCGAUAAAUUCCAACAGACCUUUGAUGUCUAAAACUAGUUUGGACAAAUUCGAGCCGACUUUCGACAGUUUCCAUACAUUGCCAAACAGCAGCCAAUACGACACGAAGUAUCGCGUGCAAACAUACCAACAAAUGGCGCCAAUGUCCAACGUUGGCGCCAACGUUUGCUGGCAGCCUUGUGAUAAUGUUUAUGAAGAUUGGUUGAGAUAUAAAAACGCGUUGCCAUUGGAUACCAGUGAUUUGCUACCAUUGGAACAAUUACGACCACCAGAAGAAUAUCUACCACCGCCUUUAGUGUACAGUGACACACUGCGACACACGAGCGCGAUGCUACAAGAGUACGACAGGUACGCGCCGCGCGAUCUGCGCGUGUGUCCCGUGCGAGUGAGCGCUGAGAACAACAGCGCGUAUUACACACGUGAAACGGACUAUACACGGAAUCCAUUAUCGCCGAAACCAAGACUGGGGACAGACCCAAAAACAGGCGUCAAUAAACAAAUUGAUACGAGUUUGGGGUCGACAGAGUUAACAGAAUAAAUUACAUACUACCGUACUCAGAAUCAUUUAAUCAAUUAUGAAUCUCUUAGUGUAGAUAAAUAUGCACUAAAAGACUGGUUAAAUUAUUUGAGUACGGCACUACCAGUUUUUAGUACUUAAGGUAUUGAAAAGUACUAAAUAAAUCUUAGUACAAUCGCGAGUAAAUAUAUGUUACUAAUUGGAGAAUAUACAGGGUGCUAUUUAUUUCCACUGUCGAAAAAAAACUAUCACCUCUUAAACUCUUAAAAAAUAAAAUGGGUGAAAGUUUAUUUGUUUUAAGCACCAUUAGGUUAAAUGUUUUCAUUUUUAGAAAAAAAAAGACAUAAAAGUAAAUCCUGAAAAUAAUUUCAAUUGGAAGAUUUUCAGACCGGUUCUUGAUUAAAAUUACUAUAAUUCUGCAUAACUUAUUAUUUAUUAACGACGCAGAAAAAUUCUUUGAUUCUGAAUAUAAAAAUAUAAGUCAAUAUCGCCUAAAAUGGUUGAAAUAAUAGCCUUUCACCCGUCGAAAUAAUACUUCAGUUUUUGUAUUGAUUCGUAGUGAAAUUCGAUAAGUACAGUCAGUUACAAAAAGGUAUAUAAAAAACUAACAUCAAAUUAUUAAAAAAAUAAAGCUGUAUUUAAUUUUACUUUUAAAAAUGAUGUUUAUUUUGAUAGUAAAUUUAUAUUUGGUUAAAAACGCAAUAAAAUCAGUUUAUAGUGUGGCUAAAUAAGAUUACUUUGACAAUUUAGUAGGGAUGGGUUGUGUGAAAUCAGUCAAGAAUCUUAUCGACUUUCGAUUUUUAUUCUUAUAGAAGUUAGAAUCGAUAGAUAGUUAUAAUUUAUGAUUAAAAAACACUGCUUUC
Molecule: messenger RNA, 3896 nt
Organism: Papilio polytes (common Mormon)
Lineage: Eukaryota; Metazoa; Arthropoda; Insecta; Lepidoptera; Papilionidae
Product: hemicentin-2-like
Exons: 22
Coding region: 367-3054 (895 amino acids)
Molecular function (GO): protein binding
Source: RefSeq, a predicted model, not a curated record